AUGGCUGCAGCGCUGAUCUUGUCCAGGGGUUGUGGGUCUCUCCUCCGCCGCAGCAGCAGCUUCCGUGCUCGGCGGUGGAGGCCCGCCCCGAUCCGGAGGAUUUUUCAGCCGCACUAUUCCAAUCAGAAAAUGUCAUCUGUUCUUGAAACACUCUUUGAGUAUGUUGAUAAACACCAGGAUCUGUAUGUUGAGCGGCUGGCCCAGUGGGUGGCAAUCCAGAGUGUGUCAGCAUGGCCGGAGAAGAGAGGAGAAAUCAGACGAAUGAUGGAAGUUGCCGCCAAAGACAUUGAACGGCUGGGUGGCACAACUGAGCUAAAGGAUAUCGGGAAACAGAAGCUGCCUGAUGGUUCAGAGAUUCCUCUCCCUCCAAUCAUUCUGGGCAAACUUGGCUCAGAUCCUCGCAAGAAGACUGUUUGUGUCUAUGGACAUUUGGAUGUGCAGCCUGCAGCACUAGACGAUGGCUGGGACAGUGAACCUUUUACCUUGGUAGAAAAAGAUGGGAAACUCUAUGGCCGAGGGUCAACGGAUGACAAAGGCCCCGUGCUGGCCUGGCUGAACGCCCUCGAGGCUUAUCAACAAACCAAACAGGAAAUCCCGGUUAAUGUCAAGUUUUGCCUAGAAGGUAUGGAGGAGUCUGGCUCUGAAGGCCUUGAUGACUUGAUUUUUGCACAAAAAGAUGAUUUCUUCAAAGGGGUCGACUAUGUUUGCAUCUCUGAUAACUACUGGCUGGGUAAGAAGAAGCCCUGCAUCACCUAUGGCCUCAGGGGCAUCUGCUAUUAUUUCAUAGAGGUGGAAUGCAGUGACAAAGACCUUCACUCUGGAGUAUAUGGCGGCUCAGUGCAUGAGGCUAUGACAGACCUCAUUGCUUUGAUGGGCUGCUUAAUUGAUAAGAAAGGGAAAAUCCUCAUUCCUGGCAUUUAUGAUGCAGUAGCUCCUGUCACGGAUGAGGAGCAUCAACUCUAUGACAGAAUUGACUUUGACAUGGGGGAGUAUGCGAAGGAUGUAGGAGCCAGUCGACUGCUGCAUGUCACCAAGAAAGAUAUACUGAUGCAUAGGUGGCGGUAUCCGUCCUUAUCCCUCCAUGGAAUAGAAGGUGCUUUCUCUGGAUCAGGCGCUAAAACUGUGAUUCCACGGAAAGUGACUGGCAAAUUUUCAAUCAGGCUGGUGCCAGACAUGACACCCGAAGUUGUGACCAAGCAGGUUCAAGAUUACUUGUCGAAAAAGUUUGCUGAGUUGCACAGCCCUAAUAAGUUCAAAGUAUAUCUGGGCCAUGGUGGAAAACCUUGGGUAUCCGAUUUCAACCACCCACACUACAUGGCUGGUAGAAGAGCUAUGAAAACAGUUUUUGGUGUGGAGCCAGAUUUGACAAGAGAGGGAGGAAGCAUUCCUGUCACCCUGACCUUCCAGGAAGCAACAGGCAAGAAUGUAAUGCUGCUCCCUGUUGGAUCUGCAGAUGACGGAGCCCAUUCUCAGAAUGAGAAACUCAACAGGUACAACUAUAUUCAAGGUGUCAAACUGUUGGGCGCAUACUUCCACGAAGUUGCCCAGCUGAAGGACUGAAUGUGAAUGAGCUUUGCAAAUGGAGUUGCUUUGGGACCAGAAAGUUCCUCAAAGUACUUUUUUGCAACCUGAAAAACUGCACUGUAUUUUGUUCUCCUUCCAGACUAAUUUUUGCUGAGAUGCUUGAUGAAAACAAAAAUUGAACUCUAUAUGGAGCACUUUAUAUAGAGAAGCCUCUUUUUAAAAAAAACAAAUACAAAAAGAAAACAAAAAAACGCCUCACCCCGUUCUGCAUACUUCCAAGCACUCCAACAGUACCGUAACUCACUAAUCAACCUACUUACUAUUCCAUUGAGGCGGCUGGAGGGGUGGGGAGACAAAAGUCUUCUAUUUUUCCAUAAUCUGCCGUGUGUCCGUGUGUAACAGCAAAUGACCGUUGAUGCCUCUAUCAGCAUCUGCUACCCCUACAUCGUCCUCUUAACUAUUUGCCAUUUCUCACAUUAAAUAUUACAAAACCAGAAUCUGAGGCCAACACCGUAUCUUUUUACUUGGAAGAAACUGUUCUUGUCAGACGUUUAGACAAGGCAACAAAGACCUCUUGGAAAGUUUCAAAUGAAUUGCAAACGAAGGAGGGUUUGUGCUGGGUGCAAGGAGAGCCCAUGAGCCGUCCCGUUUGCCCUAGGAGCUUAUGGGUGUUUCUCUUCAGAUACCUGCGCCUGUUAGCAAUCUCUGCAGGCCUUGGUGACAUUAUAUAUUCCCGGUUAUUAAUAACAAGCUGGUAUUUUUCUAAAGCAUCCUUUGUACUCCCAUGCUACUAAAUAAAAAUAGACCUGGCUCUGUUAA
Elgaria multicarinata webbii is the source of this 2343-nucleotide messenger RNA. It is a transcript of the gene CNDP2, whose product is annotated as carnosine dipeptidase 2. Gene Ontology annotation, biological process: proteolysis. Gene Ontology annotation, cellular component: cytosol. The record is from RefSeq and is a predicted model, not a curated record. Lineage: Eukaryota; Metazoa; Chordata; Lepidosauria; Squamata; Anguidae. Gene Ontology annotation, molecular function: metallodipeptidase activity. Bases 1 to 1560 code for a protein of 519 amino acids. The transcript has 12 exons.